This is a messenger RNA of Adineta ricciae, 975 nucleotides long. The record is from the annotation of a GenBank genome assembly. NCBI's taxonomy places the organism in Eukaryota, Metazoa, Rotifera, Eurotatoria, Adinetida, Adinetidae.
AUGUCUAUAGCAGCAUUCCUCUACGCUUUUCAACAAAAUCUUUUCAAAUAUGGUGGCCCCAUACUUAUAGCAAUUGGUACUAUCAGUUGUUGCUUGAACCUCUUGGUAUUCGCACGGAGCACACUACGCAAAAAUCCAUGUACAAUUUGUUUGAUCGCAGUUAACAUUGUUAAUCUUGCUACUUUCUAUACGACUCCUCUCUCGCUGGUACUCUCAUCAGGUUACAAGAUCGAUCCUAGUGCAAAUAGCAUUGAGCUUUGCCGGUUCCGAUUCUAUAUAGGUUUCGUACUAACAUGUUGGGAAUCAUCAUGCCUUAUCUUGGCCUCCAUCGAUCGAACGCUCGUCACCUCACCGAAUGCCAACACAAGAAAACACAGUACACGCCGACUAGCUAUCACAAGUAUCAUUUGUAUAUGCUUAUUUUGGGCGAUGUUUCAUAUUCAUACAUUGAUUCAUGUUCAAAUAAUUCCAUAUGGACCUAAUUUUUUUGUUUGUUACUAUGAACCAGGUGCAUACACUACGUUUAUCACAUACUAUUCACUUCUAUUUAAUGGCGUUAUUCCACCUCUGCUCAUGUUUAUUUUUGGAUGUUGGACAGUACAGAAUAUUCGUAAAGUCCGUCACGCAACACGACAAUCGGGCUCGACACAUUCCGUUGUUGUUGUGAUUGGAAGACCACAAAUCUUUCAAUCGAAAGAUCAACAACUGAUUCGAAUGUUGCUUGUGGAAAUCGUUGCUUACAUUCUGUGUAAAAGCCCAGUUGCGCUCUUUUACAUUUAUCAAGAAGCUACACGAUACAAUGGGAAAAACAUGGAACAACAACUGAUUGAACAAUAUAUAUCGUCGUUAACAUAUUUCGUAUAUUUUAUUGAGAACGCUGUUAGUUGUUAUACAAACGUUCUAGUAUCGAAAACCUUUCGUGCAGAGCUUAAACGAAUGUUGUUAAAUGCUCGUCAGUUGAGUUGUCGUUCAUGA